AUGCCAACAGAAGAGCAGACAUUGGCCAUUAUACAGGACGAACACGCCAUGUAUGGGCCAUUUUUUGGUUCCUUGGGUGUUUCGGCUGCGAUGAUGUUUACGGCAGCCGGUUCAGCGUAUGGUACGUGUAAAUCGGGCACCGGGAUCUCAUCAAUGGCCGUUUCGAGACCGGAUCUUGUCAUGAAGGCCAUUAUUCCUGUUGUUAUGGCUGGUAUCGUAGCUAUAUAUGGUUUGGUAGUGGCCGUAAUCAUAUCAGGUAAACUAGGACCUGGUGGUGAGUCAUACACGAUCAAUAUGGGAUUUAGCCAGUUUGCUGGUGGUUUAGUUUGUGGUUGGUGUGGAUUGGGUGCUGGUUAUGCGAUCGGCAUAGCCGGAGAUGCUGGUGUUCGGGCAUUAUCACAGCAGCCACGUUUCUUUGUCGGAAUGAUCCUUAUUCUUAUCUUCGCUGAACGAAUCGAUCAAUCGAAAAUGUCGUACGACUUGCAAACAGCAGAACACGCUGCCUACGCACCAUUCUUCGGUUAUAUGGGUGCCGCAUCGGCCCAAAUUUUCACCGUACUUGGUGCGGCAUACGGCACAGCCAAAUCAGCAGUCGGCAUCUCGAGUAUGGGUGUGAUGCGUCCUGAGCUUAUCAUGAAGUCUGUCAUUCCCGUCAUUAUGGCUGGUAUCAUCGGUAUCUACGGCCUUGUCGUAGCAAUGGUAUUGAAAGGAAAGGUAUCGGCAGCUUCAGCCGGCUACACACUCGAUAAAGGCUUCGCACAUUUGGCAGCCGGUCUGACUUGCGGUCUUUGUGGACUAGGUGCUGGGUAUGCAAUUGGUAUUGUUGGUGAUGCGGGUGUGCGAGGUACCGCUCAGCAGCCACGUCUUUUCGUCGGAAUGAUCCUGAUUCUUAUUUUCUCUGAGGUAUUGGGUCUAUACGGUAUGAUCGUAGCCCUUAUUUUGGGUACCUCAUAA
Molecule: messenger RNA, 954 nt
Organism: Anisakis simplex (herring worm)
Lineage: Eukaryota; Metazoa; Nematoda; Chromadorea; Rhabditida; Anisakidae
Source: the annotation of a GenBank genome assembly